AUGUCCGCAGAGUGGCAGAAACUGCUAUGGAGAAAGCAGCCAUACCCUGACAACUACAUACCCGACUCUUUUCUCUCAUCUCUUAGACGCAAUGCCAAUUUUUGCCCAUAUACGUACUGGCCUCUCGUACUGGCAGCAUGCACGAUCGCACAACACGUCUCUUCCAUCUUUAUUUUUCUAGUCACAUUCGUACAUUUGUACGAUGAAUCCUGGGACCCACGUGUCCUCGUCUGGAUUUCUGUCGGAAUGUUUUUGCUCGGAUAUCUACUCUGGGAGCUCAUGGACUGCUUCCUGUUCGGUCAGAGAAUGGAAAGGGAACACAGGGCGAAGGCACUCAAGUCGUCCAUCCUCGUCUUCUUGGCUCUUCUUGCCUUGUCACCAGUCUUACGGACUCUCACAGCAUCAACGUCAUCAGACUCCAUCUGGGCUCUGACAGCGUGUCUUUUCAUACUGAAUAUUCUAUUGGCGGAUUAUGGUCCAUCCAGAAGCGGACGUCUAGGUCGCGAAAGGCUGACUUCUGUUCUGUCCAUGAAUGCCGGAAUAUCUGCAUCCGUAGUUCUUGCUUCGCGACUUCGCGACGAUGUCUCCGUUUUCGCCUUAACGUUAUUCUCUAUCCAAAUGUUCGCGCUGUUUCCCAUGCUAAGGACGCGCUUACUAAUGAUGCCAUCACUUCUAAGGGCAUUGUUGACGUUCUGCGUAUCCGGGGUGUCGAUACACCUGACCUCGGAGGUUUCCCACUUGGUUACGAGGAUACAAGUCGCGAUAUUAGGUUUCGUAACAUUCGGUGCACCUUUAGCGCUCGUAUGGGCGCAGCGAUUCAAAAAUGAGAUACGGGGCCCUUGGGACGUUGCUGUGCCUCAAGUGCGCUAGCUGGGCAUUUUGUAUCUACAGUCUUGAGAAAAGAUAACGUCGCGUACCUUGUGUCGGCCCCUCCAAGCAAUUCUCAUGAAGUUUUUGCACCUGUUCCGCCAUUAUGCUCUGUUCCUGAAUGUUCCCGAUUCUCUGUCACUGAAGGGUGGCGCAGCACUUUUAGUAUCCGAAUUGAACGUCUACCAGUGGCUUCCCAAUCGCCUCAUGGGACAACCUCGGACUGCUGUGCUUUGAGAUUUCUCCGCUGUUAAAUACUUUAAGACCGAAUAACCGACAACGGCUAUUUUUCCAUUCAAAAAACCUGGACAAGACCGUCUCACGCUGAGCGCUCGGAUCUACGAUGCGUCUUCCUGCAUUGCCAUUACGGCCAUAUUUUACGUCCAACCACAUCGAUGAAAUUGACACAAUCUACACUGUUUCGGUCAUUACUAUUGAUUGCCUUUUAUACUUGCAAAUUCCCCCUUGCAGAGCUUUGGGUUCAUUUCCAGCAACUUGGUCCGGAGAAGAGCGGGGAUGAGAUGAAUACCAGCUGGCUGGAAAGCAAGAUUGUUGCCUAGUUUGUGCCUAAACAUCCCGCAGAGAUGAUGCUAUCCUAAGCAGCCCAGUGGCGCAGCGCUUCGAUAGCUGACGAUGAACCCACGGGCAUGGGCAGCCAGGUGGACCGACAGUCCGGCAUGAUAACAAAAAGUACCCAGGAGGGUCGAUGUGAAGGCACAACUUUCCCUCGGGACAUUUGCUCCGUCCGAUUGGUAGCCCGGAGGAGUGGGACCCACGGUUGAGAGCCAGUACGACUGGCUGCACUACUGAAUAUAGGUUUAGUUGAUCAGUUAUUGCAGCGGAUGCGAGUGCGCCAAGACCUUCUCUUGAAUACCAAGCGUGUUACGUCCCUCGGAAGUGUGCCGAUUUAAAUUAUCAGUUGGUCUAUAAAGACAUCAUAUGAACAGACUGCUAUUUCCCCGCCUCCGACGGUCGACGAAAUGCUGACUAGAGCCCCUCUCGUCUUCUGUCUUCUCUGCUUCCUGUUAUGCUGUACGUUGAUCAGAGCGCAGACGGCUGACUAUACUUCAAGGCUAGUUGAUGCUGGUACAAGCUCCCGUGACCCCGCCGUGAAUGAAGAGGAACGUGGGCGACGAUCAAGGGAGGGCGAGAUGAUGACCGGGACCAUUUCACAGAUGUGUGUGACUGUGUUCUUUUGAGUUUGUUUUGUUGUAAUCGCACAUCUUGAUCGACGACAUUUCAUCUUGUGUGUCCACUCAGGGCAAGCAGUACUGAUCUGGACGACGAUCGCCGGCCUACGGAAACGGUGUCGGGAUCGGGGACGGAUGAUGACGAUGAUCGCCCGGCGAUCACAGAGUCGACGUCUAUUAUUCUAAUUACCAGCUUGACGAUUGAGACGCUUGCCCCCUCCAACGCCGUUCUCCCGACGAGCCAGACCUUCACGCCUCUCGCGACCAUCACGGCCAACACUCCUCUCGUCAAUGCUGCGGCUUCCCACAGACAUCAGAUACCAUUCUUCUGGAGCUGGCUUCUUCGUCGAUAACACGGCCGAUCGACCAAAUAGCAAGAUCCCCUCGCUUCCCUCGCUUCCUUUACUUCCCUUACUU
Fomitiporia mediterranea MF3/22 is the source of this 2474-nucleotide messenger RNA. RefSeq names its product phosphatidylinositol N-acetylglucosaminyltransferase. Gene Ontology annotation, biological process: GPI anchor biosynthetic process. The coding region runs from base 1 to 870 and encodes 289 amino acids. Gene Ontology annotation, cellular component: glycosylphosphatidylinositol-N-acetylglucosaminyltransferase (GPI-GnT) complex; membrane. Lineage: Eukaryota; Fungi; Basidiomycota; Agaricomycetes; Hymenochaetales; Hymenochaetaceae. The record is from RefSeq and is a predicted model, not a curated record. The transcript has 13 exons.